UUGAAAGAGGAGUAGCACUCCUCCUGAAUUUGGUGCCUGGUAUCUUUAAGAGCGGUUGUGCCUUGCUGUAAAUAUGGGGAGAAAAAAUCUCUUUUUUCUGACUUGGGAGCAGAAGAUCAGUUUUUGUUUGGAUGUUUCAUUAACAGCAAUAAAGAGGAUCUAAAACACAUUGCUUGUUUUUAAACCCGUCUUGUGAGAGAAGCCGAUUUUGUGCCUGCAGAGUUUCUUCCUUAGCUUCUCCUUACUUUCCCCCUUACACCCAUCCGCCAGGUCUUAAGAUGGGGUGUGGGCUGAGAAAGCUAGAAGAUUCAGAUGACAGCAGCCCUGGAAAAAUAUUUUCAACGCUGAAGAGACCGCAAGUGGAAACAAAAACAGACUCUGCUUAUGAGUACGUAUUGCUGGAUUUUACAUUAGAAGGUCAAUGAUGCUGCUAAAAGAGGAAUGAAGUUUGUUGGGUUUAUAACCCAGUCUUGCUCUCAAUCUAAAAUCUGCAAUGGUGCAAAUCUGGGUGAAGAUAUGGAGUCUGACUCGACACUAUGCAGAAGGAACAGAGAGCAGAGGAACCAUGAUUCAGAGGAAAAUGUUAGAAUCCUGAAUGAAGGGAUACUGAGUGGUCAAUCCUCUGAGAGUGGAAUACAGGAAGAAAUUCACCCGGAUGUCAAGCCAGUACAAAAAACUGAUUUUCAAGAUGGAAGAGAAGGCUGUCCCAGCCCAAAUAAAUUCAAGGAAAAAGAAGGGCAGUGAAAUCAAAACUGAUUAUGGUCCUUUACUGCACACUUUGGCUGAAUUUGGCUGGCUUUUAACAUGUGUGUUACCUACUCCUGUCAUACGACUGGACAGCGAAGGCAAUCUAGCCACUAAGCAAAUUGUUUUCCUUCAGCGGCCAGCUAUGGGGAACCCAGCUGUCCAGAUACCUGAGGUAAGAAUAACCAUCUGAAAUAAUCCCUGCAAAACCAUCUAAAGCUCUUAGGCAUGCCCUGUAUGUAAGGGCAUGUAUGUAAGUCUGUAACACCUAUAUGACAAUAUGUGAAAGAACUCCAUUAUUACUGAAAGCACUUCUUUUUUCCACACCAUUAUAAAGAGCGCAUUGUGUAGAGUUAUGCAAUUACUAGGAUGAGCUAUUUGACAAAUUGUUAUCCAUUUCCUUGUGAGAUAAAAAGGACAUUGAAAAUGAAAGAUUCAGAAUACUUUGCCAAAGUGAUGUCCUUGGGUGAUCUUUUGCCUGUUUCCUUAUGCACACUGUCCAUUAUUCAGCUUUUUUUAGCACGAUUUGGUGAAACUAAUGACUGUU
Molecule: messenger RNA, 1291 nt
Organism: Thamnophis sirtalis
Lineage: Eukaryota; Metazoa; Chordata; Lepidosauria; Squamata; Natricidae
Source: RefSeq, a predicted model, not a curated record